UUCUUAGUUUGGUUAUACCGUAUAUGGCAACAAGAUUGGUGAUGUGAGAAAACAGCUUAGUAUCUUGAUAGGUUGCGUUCGAUACACAUGUUUCAUUAAAUUAGGCAUCCGUUGAACUGACCACCGACUUGUUUAUGGUAACUUUAUAAAACAUGCAUUGUGCAUACAACAAUCAUCGACAACAUAUCUUGUUCCUCUGACCGGUGCGUCGAAUGAUAAAACCGCCGUUUAAAUUGUUUUAACGUUGUACAAUAUUUAAAUGCACCAUAUUGUUCUAUAAGUAUAUUUUAUUAAAUUAAUUAUUUUUUUAGUCGUGUUAUAAUAGAUUUGUUUAACAGAUUAUACUUACCUGCAAACAACACAUUGAGAAUAUAUUGAAUUUCUAAUUAUAUACAGCUUCAUUAUUUAUACCACAUAAAUUCCCACGUCAAUAAAUUUAACAGCAAAGAAAUGUCGGCUUCAUCUUACACGAAACAUCUUAUUAAACCUCGACGCUGGCCAGUAACUAUUGAGCCAAUGCUGUUCCUAUAUUUUUUAACGCACGUUUUAUCAAGCAUAGUAACCACCAAUAUGAUUUAUCGGAAAGGUUGUGAUCCGUUUGCUACUUCAGAACCAGACUUGCGUAACUACACAUGUUUGCGGGUGGAUAGUGCUCAACAGGACGUAGCCAUUAUCAAUUCUUGGAAGUUGGGCAUUCAAGAAUUUAUAGCUCUAGUGUUCAUCAUAUUUGCUGGCCCGUGGAGUGAUAACCACGGUUGUAGAAGGCGACCAUUAAUGUUUAUACCCGUGGUCGGCCAAAUCGUGGGCGACGCUGCGAAUUUGCUUUUCGCCGUGUAUUGGCAAGAAAUAUCGCCGGCUGUUACUGGGAUAACAUAUACAUUAUUGACGGCCGUCUCUGGUUCAACGUCAUGCUUUUUCAUUGGAAUGUAUUCUUAUCUAUCGGAUAUCACUGAUAACACUAAUAGGACUAUGCGACUAGGAUUCGCUGGAGCUAUAGUACCGUUUGCUUCGACUUUAGCUCCAAUAUUAUCUGGUUACUUAAAUGUGGCAAUUGGAUUUAAGAAUUUAUUCAUAUUGAAUGUCAUUCUUAACAUCAUUGGAUUGUUUUUAGGCAGCCUUCUGAUUUAUGAGUCAUCAGAAAAUAAAAGACAAAUCAAGUCGAAUUACAAAAAUACGUUCAGUCUAAAAGUCGUAAUGAAAAGUGUCGGAACUAUUUUUACCGAGAGAAAAAGUAACAAAAAACUUGUUCUCAUUUUGAUGAUCAUUACAUCACCACUAACAAUUGCUCCAUUUUUGGGUGAAAUGUCGUUAAUGUAUUUGUUUUUAUCAAAAAAAUUUAAUUUCAAUGAAGUUUCCUUUAGUUUGUUCUAUUCGUAUAAGAUGAGCAUAAUUGUACUUGGAACGUUAAUUUCUUUGGGACUCUUUAGUCGUCUUCUCCGCAUGAAUGAUGCCAUGAUUGCUGUAAUCGCUACGGUUUUUGAAAUAGUAGCGUCCACCGCCUUUUUGUUAGUUAAUCAAAACUGGCAGUUAAUGUAUAUACCAUUGUUGGAACUGUUCAGAGGUGCAUCAUUAGCUAUUACUGGUUCUAUUGCGUCGAAAUGUGUGGAAUCUCACGAAUUAGCUUCUGUAAACUCGAUCAAAUAUACUAGCGAUAGCUUAAUUAAAAUCAUAAUACUGCCAUUGUAUAAUAUUGUAUAUCACAACACAUUGGAUCAGUGGCCAAGUGCCUUCUUUCUUAUAAGCAUAGUGAUGAAUGUUCCUUGUCUGUUCCUGUUUUUGUAUACAUAUUUUUUGACCCGAAAAGUAGCAGAUCCAGCUCCUAGAGAAGAAGAAAUUCGUAAACUGAAUGAAUUAGAAGACAAGUAAAAAAGUGAACUGAAAAUAUGUGAUCAAAUCAAUGAAAUUUUGAAAAUUUUUAUUAAAGGGCUAUUUUGCCCUUGUUUCCUAGAAAUCUCUAAUUAUUCUAUUCUACUUGAUUUUUUGUUAAAUUUUUUGUAAUUUCAAGCUUCUAUAUGUUUGAUUUUUUACACCAAUAUAGACAUUAUGAAUUUUAUUAACAUUUAAGUACUAUUAUAGUUUUCUUUUUUAAAAAUAAUGUUAUUAAAUGCUAUUUUACAGUAAUUUGUUAUUUUCGAAAGUUUUAGUUAUACAUAAUUAUAUAUAUUUU
This is a messenger RNA of Daktulosphaira vitifoliae (grape phylloxera), 2167 nucleotides long. Its product is annotated as tetracycline resistance protein, class A-like. Gene Ontology annotation, biological process: transmembrane transport. The record is from RefSeq and is a predicted model, not a curated record. The transcript has 7 exons. Gene Ontology annotation, cellular component: membrane. The coding region runs from base 451 to 1866 and encodes 471 amino acids. Gene Ontology annotation, molecular function: transmembrane transporter activity. Lineage: Eukaryota; Metazoa; Arthropoda; Insecta; Hemiptera; Phylloxeridae.